Molecule: messenger RNA, 957 nt
Organism: Ostreococcus lucimarinus CCE9901
Lineage: Eukaryota; Viridiplantae; Chlorophyta; Mamiellophyceae; Mamiellales; Bathycoccaceae
Exons: 1
Coding region: 1-957 (318 amino acids)
Biological process (GO): carbohydrate metabolic process; chitin catabolic process
Cellular component (GO): extracellular region
Molecular function (GO): chitin binding; chitinase activity
Source: RefSeq, a predicted model, not a curated record
AUGCGUCUGCGCGCGUUCGUCCUCGCGCUCGCGGCUCUCGCGUCCCGUUCGCACGGCGCGGUCGCCGCGAAGACGUUUUCUGUGCACGGGUACCUUCCAGAUUACCGACCCGCGACCGCCGCCGCGCGAGCGUGCGCGCGCGGUGCGCGCGUGCUGGCGUUCUCCGCCGCGCCGUCGUCGUCUGGUCGCGCGCUGGACGGCCUGGAUGGGGUGUGGAAGAAGACGGACGAGGACGGUGACUGCGCGAGCGAUUUGGUGGUCGGCGGCGGCGGCCGAAGCGACGGAUUCGGAGCGGCGGCGGAGUCUCCCACCGCCCUCGUGGCGGCGGUGAAGCGCGCGGUGGAGACGCACGCGUUCGAUGGAGUGUCGUACGAUUGGGAGUACCCGGCGCGCGAGAGCGAUUGGAUGGCGUUCGGGGAGCUGCUGCGCGCGACGCGCGACGCGCUCGACGAGAUGGAAGGCGAGCGCAAGCGCUUGAGUUUCGCGAUUCAUCCGACGGUGGCGACGUUCGAGGCGAUGGUGAAGUUUGAUUUGAUGAAAUACGUGGACUACGUGCACAUCAUGGCGUACGACUCGCGCGAUCCGCGCGGACACGCCGCGAUGAGUUUCGUGGAGAGUUUGAUGGAGUACGUCAAGCGCGAGUUCGACGACGUCAGUAAAUUCACGGUCGGGAUACCGUUUUACGCUCGCUCAAUGCGAACGGGCGAAGCGAAAACGUACGAGGAGAUUCGUCGCGAGUUUGCGAGUUCAGAGAAUCUCGACAAAGAUCAAAAUGUAGUCGGAGAUUGGGCGUUCGACUCCGUCGGCGUCGUUCGAAAAAAAGUCCGCGUGGCUCGACGAAUGGGAUUCGGCGGGGUGAUGAUAUGGGAACUCGGGCAGGACGUGCAGGACAGUUCUUCGUUGUUCCUCGCCAUCGUCGACGAGAUCGCGUCGCUCGACGCUCACACCGAACUGUGA